CGUUUGUUUAUUUGCCCCAUUUUGAUACGGUGGCAUCGGUGGCGAUUUUCGGCACACUCGCAACAUCCAUCGCUGGCGGCGGUUAAAACAGCGCCGAGACAACAAACGCAUCGUGGCAUUUUGAGAAGGCGUCCAAAGGCGUCGUUUGAAUGGCAGGCUUAGUUUCAGUUUCAGAUACGGUUCGAACAGAUACAGAUUUUGAUAAAGGCGACGGAUGUGUUUACGAUUGUUGUGCAAUGGCCAAAUCGAUAACAGAAAAAACGAGAAGAGCCACAAAAUCAACGACAACAACAAAAGCAACCAUAACUGCAAUACACACACGCAAAAGUACCACAACAAUCGCAUUUAUUCUGCUGUUAAUCCUCUGCUGUUUAUGUGAUUACAACUAUGGAAGCUGGGCAUCACAAUGCUGGAGGAAGCACAAUUCCGGCUCGAUUCAAACGCCAGACGGGGAAUUUAAGCGACCCUUUGGCAUACUCUGCACAUAUCGCUGCUUUCUCUGGUUUCCGCCAAUUUACCCGUACUGUGAAUUCAUAUUCGAUCUGCGUUUAUCGAGGCACUUUACAUCCUUUCCGGACUGCUACGAGAUUCGUUGCAACGAGACCUUCUCCUUUUUCGGCAAGGAGCCACAGUACUGACCAUCAUCUAGAUGGCCAGCUAACCGGCGUGUGAACUCCGUUUCCCAAUCCCCUGAAUUGUCUUUCCACUUUUUUUUUUUCGUUUUUUUUUUGUAGUACUUAGUCUGUGACUAAGAAUUGUAUGCUUCAAUAAAUAUGGAUUACUGCAUAGAACAAGGCAUUCGUUUUAUCUCUGCCGAAAGUGUGAAUAUUAAGAGUUGGUUUCGACUUCUCUUCGAGUGUUCUCUUUAGUUAAUUGCCUUACAAUGUUUGCUGUUAAUGAAAUGAAAUUAUGAAAUUCUGUCUAUUUUAAGUGAUUUAUUUUAUAAUUAAGUUGCCCAUUACGUCAAGAUAAUAUUAAUAGCCCUUCCACCAUCUAUCCAUCCAUCUUAGUUAAGCAAUCUAAGCCCAUCUCCUGCAAAUGGUCUAUGUAAAUGGUCGCCUCCAGGGUCAGGCAAUCAUUCGG
Messenger RNA from Drosophila eugracilis, 1083 nucleotides. RefSeq lists its product as uncharacterized. The transcript has 3 exons. The record is from RefSeq and is a predicted model, not a curated record. Lineage: Eukaryota; Metazoa; Arthropoda; Insecta; Diptera; Drosophilidae. The coding region runs from base 150 to 638 and encodes 162 amino acids.